UCUAUUUUGUAGCUCAUCUGUGCCCAUGCAUUUCUGGAAUUGCUCGGUGGGAAGUGAAAAAAAAAUGGCGAAGGUUUACGUGUAAAGACGAUCGUCAACACGGAUGACAGCGUUGACAGAAACUAAUGAAAUUGGCUAACGUCAAACGUAAAGAACGUUAUGUAUGAAAAAUGCUCCCUUUAGUUAGUACCGUCUCGGUACAUUUCAUGUGAUUGCGUACAACGUUUUAUACAAGUGUUUAAUUGCGCGAUAAAAACGAAAGAACAAACGGAGAACCAUAAGAUCCAGUGGUUGCGAAACGUCACGAAUCACAACACGGAACGGGCCACUUUAAGGCAAGACGUUCCAUCUCGUUCUUAAGGAAUCUCCGAUCACGUAAAAAUAGUGAUAAUGCGAAUGACUAUGUAUCACGGGAUUCAGCAGUUGUUCGCUGUGGAAUCGCGAUGACCUGAUUUAAUCUUAUCAUUCUAAAAGUGUAUCCUAAUCUCGAAUCGUGUAUCGUGCAAGGUUAUGUGUAGUUAUGCGUCUGACAUUUAGAUCUUUUACGAAUGUUCAUCAAGGAUCUUUUAAUCGUGUUUGGAAAUUAGUGUGACAUAAAGUCACGAUUAAUUUUAUGCCGUGUAAAGAGAGUGCAAUUCAUAUUAUCUAACGAUGGCUUGCUACUCAAACUGUUUUUAAACGAUCUUCGAAUACCAUUCGAAGUAAAAUUGAAGUACAAACUGCUGAGAGUUGAGUAUAUUACAAAUGAGUCAAGUAGAAAUGGAUCAGGAAACAGUGUAUGGGACCCAUGAGGACAGCCAUGUGGUCAUGUCAGAGAAAGUACAGUCUAUGGCUGGUAGUAUUUAUCAAGAAUUUGAAAAGAUGAUAGCACGUUAUGAUGAGGAUGUGGUCAAAGACCUAAUGCCUCUCCUAGUCAAUGUUCUAGAAUGUCUAGACAUAUCUUAUAUCGAAAAUCAAGAUCGUGAAGUUGAAUUAGAAUUGUUAAGGGAAGAUAAUGAGCAGCUUGUAACACAAUAUGAAAGGGAAAAGCAAUUAAGAAAAGCAUCUGAUCAGAAAUUGUUUGAGCUCGAAGAUGUUGCAGAAGAUGAAAGAAAAGAACUUCUAGCAAAGAUUGAUAGCUUGGAGUCGAUAGUAAGGAUGCUGGAACUGAAGACAAAAAAUUCACAUGAUCACGGUACAAAUGCCAAUGGUUCUCUCAGACCAUCCCUUCACAAAACAUCCCGUUACAUUGUUCGUCUUGAAGAGAAAGAAGCAGAAAUGAAACGCGAAUAUACUCGUCUGCAUGAGAGGUAUACAGAGUUGUUUAAAACCCACGUAGAUUAUAUGGAAAGAACAAAGAUGUUAGUUGGAAGUACAGAAAGAUUAGAAAAUGCAACUAGCGGUCGUGGUCCAUCUCGUUUGCCAUCCCUUGGUCUAGCUCACAUGUCUCGAAGUUCUGGGCCAUUGAGUUAUGGUUUUCAGAGCUUAGAAGCUAGUAUAAACGCGGAAGAUUUCCAAGAAGAAAGCCCACCAAAUGCUGCUAACUUAAAAACAGAGAUGUUGGAUAAUAGUAGCGAAGCUACAGUUGAAACAUCCGAUAAGAGUCAAUUAACGGAUAAACCAGUAAAAGCAAAUAAAACAACGGCAAUCUCUAGACACGAAAGUCCCGAAACCGAAGCACCUCCAUUGUUGGCUACACCAACAUCACCAACUGUAGAAAAAUUAGCUACUACUCCAGGUGGGAGGAGUAGAACGGAAAGAGAACAACGAAGUGGUAAUACACUAUAUCAGGAACUUAGUUUUCAAGAUGCUGAUGCAUUGAGUGAAAUGGACGAAGGAGCGGACAUUACUGGUAGUUGGGUUCAUCCUGGAGAAUAUGCAUCAUCAAUUAAUGACAACUUCUUCGGAAUGGGCAAAGAGGUGGAGAAUCUCAUUAUGGAAAACAAUGAGCUUCUGGCCACGAAAAAUGCGCUUAAUAUUGUUAAAGAUGAUUUAAUUAUCAAAGUCGAUGAACUGACAAGUGAACAAGAAAUAUUGCGCGAAGAAGUGCGAGGUUUACAACAACUUAGAGAACGUCUGCGGCAAAGAAUCCAAGCUCUUGAAGAUGAACUGAAGAAAGUGAAAGAAGAAGCUGAAGCAGCAGCGAAAGCAGCCAAGAGCGACGACGAAGAAGAUGUACCACUAGCACAAAGAAAAAGAUUUACUAGACUAGAAAUGGCUAGAGUGCUUAUGGAGAGAAAUCAGUAUAAAGAACAAUUCAUGGAACUUCAAGAAGCUGUUAGAUGGACUGAACUGAUAAGGGCCAGCAAAACUGAUCCUGCUAGUAUAUCAGGGGGCAAAGGUUCGGUGUGGAAGUUUUUUAGUAGUCUUUUUACACCCGCGGAUCGGGGAGCCUUGGUUCGCGGACCACACACAUUACCUCAUAUUAGGUAUAGUGCACCAACAAAUCAAGUUGUCCCAGCAUCAUCUUGGGGCACCAUGCGUAGACGUACGUUGAAAGGUCGCCAUGAGUUUCUCGACCAGGGAGACACCAUAUCUUCUGAAAAACUUGUUGCCAGACGAGCAAAUGAACGUAGAGAACAAUAUCGUCAAGUUCGGGCGCAUGUUAGAAAAGAAGAUGGCAGAUUACAAGCCUAUGGUUGGAGUUUACCGGGCAAACCAAGUGCUCCUGUUAGACAACCCGUUCCCGUGCCAGUCUACUGCAGGCCUUUACAGGAGUCAGAACCUGGCAUGAAGAUAUGGUGUGGCGCUGGUGUAAAUUUAAGCGGUGGUAAAACAAGAGACGGUGGUUGUAUGAUUGGUGGUAGCGUGUUCUACGCAGCUGAAGCUCAAGAAGUAAGUACCAAUUCAAAAGCUGACGCCGAAGAUGCUAUCGAGCAUUUGGAUAAGGAGAUUCAGGAAAAUGAGAAUCAGAGGGUAGAAGCGGAACAAUUAGAACAACAACUUAGCUCAUUGGUUUGGAUCUGCACUUCAACUCAGAAGAUGUCGAAAGUUACUGUGAUAGAUGCUAAUAAUCCAGCCGAUAUUUUGGAAGUCUUUAACGUUUGUCAAGGACAUUUACUUUGCAUCGCAAGUGUACCUGGAGCCAAAGAAAGUGAUUAUGUUCAAGCAGUGAAUGAAGAGCCGGCCCGAACUGCUAACGGGGUGAAUGACAAUGAGGGUCACGAGGAGACGGUCGAUCAGAAUAAUCAGAAGAAUAAGCAAGAAACUCAAUCGGAAAAGAGUAAAACUGAAUCCGACAGUAUGUCAGAGGAUCAGAACAACGAAAAUACCGAGAAGUCGGACGAUACUAAUCAGAACGUUACUACCGAGCCACAAAGUUUAGAAACUGUAGAUGGUGAGACCAUGAAUUUAGGGAAAGUACACUUUGUAAAAGUUAAUGUAGAUGUACCACCGUUACGAUUGAAUGAAAAAGAAGAUACGACCGAAGAAAAACAGCCUGAAGCGAUUGAAGAAGGUACACCUAUAGAAAAGAUGUCUUCGAUACAACCGACAAUGUGGCUCGGAGCUCAGAAUGGUGCGGUAUUUGUUCAUUCCGCUGUUGCUAAGUGGUCAGUUUGCUUGCAUUCGGUCAAAUUGAAAGAUGCUGCACUGGCGAUCGUACACGUACAAGGACGAGUUCUUGUCGCUCUCGCCGAUGGGACUGUUGCAUUAUUUCGAAGAGGUGCAGACGGACAAUGGGAUUUAUCUCAAUACCACGUAAUUACCUUGGGUAGUCCACAACAUUCAAUCCGGUGCAUGACUGCUGUCAGCGGUAGAACUGUAUGGUGCGGAUAUAGAAAUAAAAUUCAUGUUAUUGAUCCAGUUUUAAUGACGGUCGAGUGUACCGUAGAUGCCCAUCCACGUCGAGAAUCACAAGUGAGGCAAUUAGCUUGGUUAGGCGAAGGAGUGUGGGUCAGUAUUAGAUUAGACUCGACGCUUAGACUAUACCAUGCCCAUACUUAUCAACAUCUUCAAGACGUCGAUAUUGAGCCUUACGUUAGCAAAAUGCUCGGGACUGGGAAACUUGGUUUUUCUUUCGUAAGAAUUACCGCCUUACUCAUUUCAUCGAAUAGGUUAUGGAUUGGAACAGGAAACGGAGUAAUAAUUUCAGUUCCUCUGGCUGAAGGUGCUCGAAAUUCAAUGGCAGUGUCCAGAGUUCAAGCAACAAGCGGGAAAGGUGAUGCACCAGGAGUUGGUGUUAGAAUCUUCGCAUCAGAUCAUGGUGUUACACUCGGAAGUUUUAUACCUUACUGUAGCAUGGCUCAUGCUCAACUUAGUUUUCAUGGACAUAGAGAUGCGGUGAAGAUGUUCGUUGCAGUGCCUGGUCAUGGUGGCCAAAGUGCAGUAUCCGAUUCUUCCCAACCAGCCAUGCUUGUUCUAUCUGGAGGCGAAGGGUAUAUAGACUUUAGAGUUGGUGAUGGCGAAGAUACGGAAGAAAGUAUGGAACAUUCUAACAGUGCCGUGUCAGCGAACGCCGAAGAGCACGGAGAACAAAGUCAUUUGAUCGUGUGGCAGGUGCAAUGCCCUUUACCAGCGCCAAUGAAUGACUAGCCCAGACAUUUUGGAAACGCGCUGAUCCCGGUGUAUGGCCGAGCUUAAAUUUCCCUACACGCGAACCAGAGGUUUAGCGUGGUUUCCAUUCAGUGUUGUCGAGGCACCGAUAAAAUCACCAAUUCUUAGCCUGUGGUCAAACGAAUGCUCUAUCUAUUUAAUUAUACGUAUAAUAAAAAUUGUAGCGCGGUACGCUAACGAUUCUACAAAUCAUGUAACAGCGACGGAGGAAACGUUGUAAUGACUUUUAACCAUUUUACGGAUCGUUUUUGGUAUUUCUUUGUGGAUCGGUGAAAACAUUUUGCCAAAUGUAACUAAUUUGUUAGGUGCUCGGUGCUCAUUGGGGAAUUUUUUUAACCAAAAGACGUAACUAGAAUCUCUUAACUCGAUGCUUAUAAUCUUUAGCUUGAAACUUCUAAAACGGUUCUUCAAGGUACUCUAUGCUAACGUAUUAAUUUUCAUUGAAGAUCAUGCAUGUCUUCGCGCGUCCAACGUCUCGGAAAACGAGAACGUUCGUUUUGAUGUUAGGUACCGUAAUUUCGUGCGCGAAACAGCUUUUUAUUUGAGGGUCAACAAGAGUGGCAGAACAAGUCAAAAAUUUGGGACAACGAUCGAUGAGUUUUGCUUCGUCUAUAUUAUUCUGCAGGGGUAGACAAGGACAACAGAUAAGAUAACAUGGCUGCUGUAUCUGUCGCUCCUCUACAAAACAAUGCAUGAAAGGCAAAGAUCGCCAAUUCUUGUUCGGAGUUAAGGUCUCCAAUAUUGGGCCCGUACUGUCACUGUUGAUACGUCCUGGAGUUGAUCGAGCAACACUCAAGAAAAUAGUGUUGUAUUUCCGCCAAUCAUUGUGCUAAUCGAUGCAGAUGCGAGACAAUGAGUUUUCGAUGCUGCCGUGACAUUUGCUACCUAGUUGCAGUAAGAUCAAGAUUACCGUCAGUGAUACACGAACUUUUGUACAUGUUCAUUUGCAGGGUGCAACCAAGUCGGGUAGUGAUUAGGAAUAAUUUAUUGUACAUUGUUUGUUUAGAGAAUAUAUUUAUGUUUUACAAAUAUAAGUGAUUUGAUUCGCGUAA
Megachile rotundata (alfalfa leafcutting bee) is the source of this 5585-nucleotide messenger RNA. RefSeq names its product JNK-interacting protein syd (gene syd). Gene Ontology annotation, biological process: vesicle-mediated transport. The record is from RefSeq and is a predicted model, not a curated record. Gene Ontology annotation, cellular component: cytoplasm. Lineage: Eukaryota; Metazoa; Arthropoda; Insecta; Hymenoptera; Megachilidae. Gene Ontology annotation, molecular function: JUN kinase binding; kinesin binding; MAP kinase scaffold activity.